AUGCCGCUGUGCCUGAAGGCUGCUGCCGUCAGCAUGAGGGACUAUUGCCCCGCGGUGCCGCAGUAUGGCCGGUACGGCCGGUGCACGCCCCGGCUCCGGGCCUCCCGCACCGUGCGCUUCCCCAACGACGUCGUCUUCCAGGACCACAUCAAGCAAGGGGACCUGGAGCAGGUGGGCAGGUUCAUACGAGCCAGGAAGGUGACGCUGGACACCAUCUACCCUUCUGGCAUGGCAGCGCUGCACGCAGCCGUGCUGACGGGAAACCUGGACUGCGUCAAGCUCCUGGUGAAGUACGGGGCUGACAUCCACCAGAGGGACGAGAACGGCUGGACGCCCCUGCACAUGGCCUGCAGCGACGGCUACGCCGACAUCGCCAGGUACCUCCUGUCCCUUGGGGCCAGCCUGGAGGCCACCACGGACGACGGGGAGAAACCCUCGGACCUCAUCGACCCCGAGUACGAGGACCUGGUGCAGCUGCUGGGAGGCGCCGCGCUGCGCUGA
Camarhynchus parvulus is the source of this 501-nucleotide messenger RNA. It is a transcript of the gene PPP1R27, whose product is annotated as protein phosphatase 1 regulatory subunit 27. The coding region runs from base 1 to 501 and encodes 166 amino acids. The record is from RefSeq and is a predicted model, not a curated record. Gene Ontology annotation, molecular function: phosphatase binding. NCBI's taxonomy places the organism in Eukaryota, Metazoa, Chordata, Aves, Passeriformes, Thraupidae. The transcript has 3 exons.